Messenger RNA from Hydra vulgaris (swiftwater hydra), 3680 nucleotides. RefSeq lists its product as uncharacterized. Lineage: Eukaryota; Metazoa; Cnidaria; Hydrozoa; Anthoathecata; Hydridae. The record is from RefSeq and is a predicted model, not a curated record. Gene Ontology annotation, molecular function: protein binding.
AUCAAGCUUAUUCUCUUAUUGAUAGAACAAGAUUUUCAAAAUGGGGCUUAAAUUACUACUACUUUGAAUCUCAGCAUAAAAGAUUGUAUUGGACAGUCAAUUUAUUAGAUGAAUUAUCAACUCAAAGUGAACCUUCAGACGCUGCAUUUGAAAUAGUUAAUGGACAAUUAUAUAUUACAAGAAAUCUAACUUCAAAUAUAAAACAUUGUGCGAAAUGGAAUGAAAAUUAUUAUUUUAAAUUUUUAAAAGUUGAUAUCCAAAACAAUCAGUGCAGCUCCAUUGGAGGGGUAUUACCAAAUGGUGUUUGUUUUGAUAAGUACUCAUCUUUAAUUAUUCAAAGCAGGUUAUGCGAAAGUAUAGGCUACAAGUUAUUUUCAUCCCCAGUACUUACUGUUAAAAUGAAACCUAAAAACCAUUCAGAGUAUAGAAUUUUAGGAAAGGAAUCUGUUUCUACUACACCGAUUGUUACGACUUCAAUCUUUAAAAUGGAAACCAAGGAAACAAAUGAUUCAUUGGAAACAAGUGAUAACUACGAAAAUUUGGUGUUUACUGAAUGGUCUUUUUGGAGCUCUUGCUCAACAACUUGUGAAGGCUUGUCACAAAGGCAAAGAUUUUGUAUUGACAAGUAUUGCAUUGGAGAAAAAGUUCAAAAUAAAGACUGUGGGGUUGAGAGAUGUCCUAUUCAUGGUCGUUUUUCAAAAUGGAGUGAAUGGACUUUGUGCAGUGUAUCAUGCAAUGGUGGAGAAAAAAUGCGAACUCGAAAAUGUAACAACCCUUCACCUCAAUACAGUGGCUUUCUCUGCCUUGGUGAGGUGCUUGAAAAGAAAAUAUGUAACUCACAUUUUUGUCCUAUUGAUGGUGUUGUCUCUGAAUGGUCUUCCUGGUCAGGGUGCAAUAAACCAUGCAAUAACGGUACAAUGAUGCGUAAAAGAUUAUGCAAGCAACCUUUAUAUGGAGGAAAAUCUUGCUCAAAAAAUUUGCUUGAGAUUGUUUCAUGUAAUCCACAUAUAUGCCCAGAAAGCUAUGCAGAUGUGGUAUUUCAAUUAGAUCAUGUAUAUAAAAGAGACUUUGCUAACUCCUCUAGUAAGGUUUUUCAAGACCUGGAAAAUGAUUUCAAAUAUCAAAUAUUGAGUAUUUAUGAACAUGUUUUUCCGAAUCAAGUUCUUGGCAUAAAACUUUUGUCGGUUAGUAUAAAUGGAACUAGAGCUGUUUUAAACUUUUCGAAGUUGGAUUCUUUUCAAUUUAUUUACCUGCAAGAUAGCAUUGAAGUUGAUUAUUCCCUUGGAAAGCUAUUAUUUUUAAAUGCAAAGGCUUCGUAUACUUUAGGACCUAACUUACCCAGUUCUCCUCCAGAAAAUGUUAGUGUGAUUCCUGUUUCCUCUAAUUCUUUUAAUAUUACAUGGAGCCCAGUGUCAAAGACAUGGAGCGAUAUAUUCAACAUUAAAGGGUAUAUUGUGUUUUACAGACGAAUUCAAGGUUCUUCAUCUCACUAUAGUGCAAUUGGCAGUUUUUCUUAUUCAGCAUUUAUAAUUGACUUACUACCUGGCACACAAUACAUAUUUAGGGUACUUGCUUAUACAGAGUAUGGAAAUGGUGUUGCAUCAAAACCUGUAAUAAUGGCUACACAAGAAAAAUUACCAGAUGCAUUAGUUUCAAAUAUACAAGUUGAAAGCAUUAAUCCUUUUUCUGUAAUUGUUUUAUGGGAUGGUGCUCCACGUUCACUUAUGAAUGGCAUUCCGCUUGGAUACAAUGUCUCAUAUUACCAUGAUAAUAUUUAUAAAAACACUACAAUUACCUCAUUUUCUUCUAGAAAUUUAGUUCUUGAAAAUUUGGUUCCAGCUACUGCAUACAUUGUGAUCAUAUGUGCUUUUAAUACAAUUGGGUUAGGACCACGUCAACAAAAGAACUUUUUAACACUUCAUGCUCCUCCUUCUGAAGCACCAGUUAACUUGACUGUUAAUAAAUUAAAAAUGCAUGACACACUUCUUUUGCACUGGAAUCCUCCUCCUUUAAACAAAAUUUAUGGUGAUUUGAUUUCAUUCCAAAUUGUUUAUAAAAAGGUUGUUUAUGGAUCUCAAACAACUUCAAAAACUAUUAAUGUGCAUCCAAGAUUUUUGGAUUAUAAUUUAACACAACUUGAAUCUUUUACCACAUAUUUUAUUGAGGUUAGGGCUAAAACAGAUGCAGGCGUCAGCCCUCCAGCUGAAAUAAGUGCUGAUACAUGUCGUUGCCCAGAAAAAGUCUCAAGUAAUUUUUUUAUGCUAUCACCUUAUGUUACUUUGGAUAAAAGCAAUGCUGUUGUUGGAGUCUUUCCACAAAUUCUUAAUAAAUUGAUAAAUUAUGCAUGUGGAAUGUGCUACAGACCUUCAGGUAUCUAUAACUCAUCCAUUGAACAAGUUCGAAACAGUCAUGGAACAUUUUCAAUGAAAAGUUCUUUUGCUAAUGUCAUUAAGGAAAUUGGUUCUUUUACUGAUAUUUCUUUUCCCAUGCAUGGAUCAGUUGAUUUGCCUCACAUUAUGAAUCAUCCUUAUGUUCCAUUAAUACAACAUCCUGGUGUAGUAAUGAUAACAAAGAAGCCAUCUGUAAAUAAAGUUAUUUUUGACUUGAUAAAGAUGAUUUUCAGAAUAUGGCGAUUGUUUUUAUCUAACAUUCUAUUGAUUGUACUUGUUGCAGCAGUUUUAUGGUACAUGAAUUUAUUUUCAAAAGCAAAGUCCUUUUCUACUUCAUUUUUCAGUGGAUUUAAUGAAACUCUCUACUUAACAUGGGUCACUCAAACUACAGCAGGGUAUGGAGAUUAUGCUCCUAUCGAAUGUUUUACAAGAGUUUUUAUGAUUAUUUGGAUGGUUAUUGGCAUGAUUAUUACAUCGCUUAUUGUUAGUUAUAUUGUGACUUCAUUACUUUCAAUAAACUUUGCAGUUAAUGUAGGAAUGUAUGAUGAAGAGAUUGGAGCAUUAAAUGGAUCUUAUGAGCAAAGCAUUGGAGUUCAAAUGAAUGCAAAAGUUAACUCAAAAAAGCAAUACAAUACAGUAGAUGAACUAUUUUCUGCGCUGAUAAAUGGUGACGUAAAAGGUGUUCUCUUGGAUGCAUACACUGUUGCAGAUGUAAAAGUGUUUUUUUCCAAUCCUGAUAUCCAACCAACAAGAUAUAUUAAAGUAAGAAGAACUUAUGGCUUUGUACUUUCUGGAAAUCUUGAAAACUCCGUUGAUGAAAUAAAAGACUUUAUAAACAUUAACCAAAAUGAAAUUCUUACGAUUAUUUCGAACAGUACUUCGAAAAUGCCGGAGAUUAAAGUAUGGAAGCCGACAUCUCUAUUUGAACCUAGUAGCAUUUUGUUGCAGUAUACUUUAAUAUCAAUGUUUUCCAUGCUGUUCAUAUGCUUUUUAUUUGGGUUUUUAAUGAAUUUAUAUCGCAAAAUUAAAAAGAAUGAUGAUGCGUUAAGAAAACUUAUUGAUCAGAAAAAUCAGCUAACGGAAAUGAAGAUAUAUUUUAAAGCAUUUGUACAGGAUACAAAACAAAAUCUUUUGAAAAAAGAUGAAAUGUAUGGAAGUCAACGUUUUGAGUUAUUGCGUCUAAUUAAACAUAGAAAAAGUUUAAAGCGGGAAACGCUUGUAUAAUUUCUGCUUUGUUUUAUAAUAAUUUAAAAUUAAAAAAAUUGUUUUAUAAUAACAUUUAUGAAUUUU